Diorhabda carinulata is the source of this 1455-nucleotide messenger RNA. Its product is annotated as ATP-dependent DNA helicase pif1-like. Lineage: Eukaryota; Metazoa; Arthropoda; Insecta; Coleoptera; Chrysomelidae. Gene Ontology annotation, biological process: telomere maintenance; DNA repair. The coding region runs from base 396 to 1439 and encodes 347 amino acids. Gene Ontology annotation, molecular function: DNA helicase activity. The transcript has a single exon. The record is from RefSeq and is a predicted model, not a curated record.
GCCAAAUCGUGAAAUGAAUGACGCAUUUAAUCGAUAAUUGGAACGGGAACGUGAAUAUGAUCACCACGAAUUAGAUUUAGUAGUUCAAACGAAUGUACCCCUGUUGAAUUCCCAACAAAAGAAAGUUUAUGAUACUUUAAUGAAGGCAAUCGAUGAUGGAAAUGGUGGUUUAUAUAUCCUAGAUGCCCCUUGUUGAACAGGUAAGACAUUCCUCAUGUCAAUAGAUUCAGCCACUGUUCGUGCGAGAUCCAACAUAGCGGUUGCAGUUGCAUUCAGCAUCAAAAUUACCGUUAAAUCUUCAAACUAUUGAAGAACCAACGUUUAAUAUAGCAAAAAACUCAGCAAUUGCCAAAGUUUUAUUGGCAUCGAAAAUCAUUAUCUGGGACGAAAGUAUAAUGGCGCAUAAACGUGCAUUAGAAGCACUUAACCGAAUAUUGAAAGAUUUACGCAAUGACCCGAGAUGUUUUGGAGGAGCAAUGGUUUUUACUAUCUGGAGAUUUCCGCUACCAGUUCCAAGAUCUACGGCUGCCGACGAAAUAAACGCUUGCCUCAAAUCGUCGAAUCUAUGGCGCUAUGUGAAGAAACUGCAGCUGACAACAAACAUUCUGCUACUCUCAUGUUUGUUGUCAGAGAUGCUUAAUGAUGCAUCUGCUGAAGAUUUCUCUGAGCAAUUGCUGACUAUCGGUAAUAGUCAAGUACCUGUCGAUGAAUCGAACGGAUUGAUAUCAUUUCCAAAUAAUUUCUAUAAUUUUGUCUCAUCAAAAAACGAACUUAUCCACAACAUAUUUCCAAACAUCAUUUCUAACUACAAAAAUAAUGAAUGGUUGAGUGAGCGAUCAAUUUUAGCUGCUAAGAAUAAAAAUGUAGAUGGCCUGAACUACAUAAUUCAAAAUAAGAUCAUUGGAACAACGCAUUCAUUUAAAUCUAUUGACUUCGUUACAAAUGAAGAUGAAGCCAUCAACUAUCCAAUUGAAUUUUUAAAAUCCUUGGAUGUGCCUGGCUUACUACCGCACAAUUUACGCCUAAAGGUUGGCUCCGUAGUAAUCAUGCUUCGAAACAUAAACCAACCAAAACUGUGCAACGGUACGCGUUUGGUGGUUAGAAAAUUGAUGAACAAUGUAAUUUACGCGACGAUACUGAAAGGAAAAUUCAAAGGUGGGGAAGUUCUCAUUCCGAGGAUCUCGAUGAUCCCAACCGAUAUGCCGUUGGAAUUUAAAAGACUUCAAUUUCCGAUCCUUCUUGCAUUUGCCAUGACCAUCAACAAAUCACAAGGCCAAUCCUUAAAAGUUUGUGGUUUGAAUCUAGAACAUCCAUGUUUUUCCCAUGGUCAAUUAUAUGUGGCAUAUUCACGGGUCGGAAGAUCAUCUGCGUUGUUUGUUUUUGCGCCUGAUAAUAAAACAAAAAUGUCAUGUAUCACAAGUUACUUAAGGGAAGAGUAACCUAGUACUAAAAUAC